Letharia columbiana is the source of this 1134-nucleotide messenger RNA. RefSeq lists its product as uncharacterized. The record is from RefSeq and is a predicted model, not a curated record. The transcript is spliced from 2 exons. Gene Ontology annotation, molecular function: nucleotide binding. NCBI's taxonomy places the organism in Eukaryota, Fungi, Ascomycota, Lecanoromycetes, Lecanorales, Parmeliaceae. Bases 1 to 1134 code for a protein of 377 amino acids.
AUGGCACCCAUCGGCGUGGGCAUCAUCGGUCUCUCCGCAGACCAGUCCGCCUGGGCCACGAGCGCUCAUUCUUCCCCUCUCAAAUCGGCUCCAUUGAACGAGAAGUUCAAGCUGGUGGCCGUCAGCACGUCUUCGCCUGAGACGGCGAGGAAGGCCGCCGAGGCCCAUGGCCUUUCGACGGACAAGGCGUAUAGCAGCCCCGAGGCUAUUGCGGACGAUAAGGAUGUUGAUUUGGUUGUUGUGAGCGUUAAGACACCUUACCACAAACAACUCGCCCUCCCAGCUCUUCAUGCUAAGAAAUCCGUCUUCGUCGAAUGGCCCCUCGGCAACGGCCUUCAAGAAGCAGAAGAGCUCGCUGCGUUAGCCAGAACGCAAGGCGUCAAAACUGCAGUCGGUCUGCAAGCGCGGCUCCUUCCCAGCGUCCAGAAAGCCAAAUCGAUCAUCGACUCUGGUGCUCUCGGCCGCAUCAUUGGAACCACUUUGGUCGCUUCGAAUAGCUUGGUGGUGAACAUUCCUGUCAAGAAUAGUUAUCUCAACGACCCCAAGAGCGGAGCGAACUUGGUAACGAUUCCAACCAUCCAUGCGCUGGAUCCGCUUUGCUACCUCCUCGGCGAAUUCAAGUCUCUCAACGCGACCACUGCAACCACUAUGCCGGAGCUUCGAUUCACUCAAGCCGAUGGUUCCAAGAGUGAGCCGGUCAAAAGCAACAUUGCGGAUUUUGUCUCAAUCCAAGGCGUGCUCGAGAGCGGUGCUACGGUCAGCUAUGUGUCCUCAUCUACCACCGAAGCCACGCCAGGACAUUUUGAGUGGAUCGUCUCUGGCGAGGAGGGAUCGCUCAAGUUCGAAAGUGGGAACCAAUUUAUUGCGAUGGCCCCGCCUACUUUGUAUCAGUUUGCGCUGCCUAAGCAGGACGGCAAAGACGACGGAGAUAAAGGACCAUAUGCGACCAAGGAAGGGGGAAAGUGGGAGGAAGUCGAGGUUGAGAAAGGGCCAUUUGGGGGCAUUGGAGGGGUGUACGCUGCGUUUGCUGAAGGGAACAAAGAUCUGGUGGAUUUUGAUGAGGCGGUCAAGAGGCAUCAGAUGGUGGAGGCUAUAUUCCGCAGUGCGAAGAAUGGGACGAGGGAGAGUUAUUAG